This is a messenger RNA of Toxotes jaculatrix (banded archerfish), 7291 nucleotides long. RefSeq names its product kinesin-like protein KIF21A. The transcript is spliced from 36 exons. The record is from RefSeq and is a predicted model, not a curated record. Gene Ontology annotation, molecular function: microtubule motor activity; microtubule binding; ATP binding. Gene Ontology annotation, biological process: mitotic spindle organization; microtubule-based movement. The coding region runs from base 319 to 5082 and encodes 1587 amino acids. Lineage: Eukaryota; Metazoa; Chordata; Actinopteri; Toxotidae.
UCUGGAGAGGUGACCACCGGCGGAUCCCUGAGCACAUUUUUACCCGACUAUGUCAGAUAAAUAAAUCAGGUCACAAUUAGCUGCUCCAUCUGACAGAACAUGGCUCUUAUUUCCAAGCGGGCGAGGAGGAGGAGGAGGUGGUGGUGAGCGCGGCGGCGGUGGAAGCUCAAGAUAGAAGCGCUUUUCUGGGAGGUGUAGGGAGGGAGCGAGGAGAGGUGGGGAGGGGGGGCCCACGGCGCUCUCUUGUCUUGUAAGAGGAUAAAGAGAAAAGGGAAAUCGGGCUAUUUUAAAGCGGACUGUCCAGGCUCCGGUGACACCAUGACCAGCGGGCCGGAUGAGAGCUCGGUGCGCGUCGCCCUGAGGAUCCGUCCUCAGCUGGCCAAAGAGAAGAUUGAGGGAUGUCACAUCUGUACGUACGUGAUGCCCGGGGAGCCCCAGGUGGUCCUGGGUAAGGAUAAAGCCUUCACCUAUGACUACGUCUUUGACAUGGACACCCAGCAGGAAGCCAUCUACACCCACUGCACCGAGACGCUCAUCGAGGGCUGCUUUGAGGGCUACAACGCCACCAUCUUCGCUUAUGGACAGACGGGUUCGGGGAAGACCUACACCAUGGGAACCGGCUUUGACGUCAACAUCGGAGAGGACGAGCUGGGCAUCAUUCCCCGGGCCGUCAACCACCUGUUCAGGGGGAUCGAGGAGCGCAGACAGGCUGCCACCGAGCAGGGCAGGCCAGUCCCUGAGUUCAAGAUCAACGCACAGUUCCUGGAGCUGUACAAUGAGGAGGUGCUGGACUUGUUUGACUCGACUCGAGACAUCGAGGCCAGGAAACAGAAGUCCGGCAUCAAAAUCCACGAGGACGCCAAUGGAGGCAUCUACACCGUGGGGGUCACCACCCGCACCGUUACCUCUGCAGCCGAGAUGAUGCAGUGUCUAAAACUGGGCGCUUUGUCUCGUACCACCGCCAGCACCCAGAUGAACGUCCAGAGUUCACGCUCUCAUGCCAUCUUCACCAUCCACCUGUGCCAAGUCCGGGUCUGCUCUCCUGAUAAUAACGACAAUGUAACAGACAACCGUUUAGCUAACGACUCAGAGAUUAAUGAGUUUGAGACGCUGACGGCCAAGUUCCACUUCGUGGACCUGGCUGGUUCAGAGAGACUGAAGAGAACCGGAGCUACUGGAGACAGAGCGAAAGAGGGCAUCUCCAUCAACUGUGGGCUGCUCGCCCUGGGAAACGUCAUCAGUGCGCUGGGUGACAGGAGUAAACGCUCCACUCAUGUGCCUUAUAGAGACUCCAAACUCACACGGCUGUUACAGGACUCACUAGGUGGAAACAGUCAAACCGUGAUGAUUGCCUGCAUCAGCCCGUCAGACCGGGACUUCAUGGAGACUCUGAACACCCUGAAGUACGCCAACCGAGCACGGAACAUCAAGAACAAGGUGAUGGUGAACCAAGACCGAGCCAGCCAGCAGAUCAGCGCUCUGAGGACUGAAAUAGCCCGACUGCAGAUGGAGUUGAUGGAGUACAAGACGGGAAAGCGAAUGGUGGGUGAAGAUGGGAUGGAGGGCAUCAACGACUUGGUUCACGAGAACUCCAUGCUGCAGACAGAGAACAACCACCUGAGGGUGCGGGUGAAGGCCAUGCAGGAGACCAUCGACGCUCAGAGAGCCAGACUUACACAGGUCCUGAGUGACCAGGUCAACCAGGCUCUGACUAAAACAGGUGAAGGUAAUGAAGAAAUCGGAAACAUGAUUCAGAACUACAUCAAAGAAAUUGAGGAGCUCAGAGCUAAACUCUUUGAAAGCGAGGCUGUGAACGAGAACCUCAGGAAGAACCUGUCUCGAGCCUCCACUCGCUCCUCGCUGUACGGAGGGCCCGGCUCCUUCUCCCCGGCCCUGCUCGCCCCUGAGAAGGAAGCCAGCGACGUCAUCAUGAUGGCCAAGAAAGACUUGGAGAAACUCAAGAAGAAGGAGAAGAAAAAGAAGAAGAGGCUGAGGCGAUACGAACAGAAUCAGCACCAAGAGGUUGAACCUGCCAGCAUUAUCAAAGAGGAAGUCCCAGACAAUGACCAGGAGCGAGGCAAUGAGGAGGCAGAGGUGGAGGGCAGCGAUCACGAAGAAGGUGAGGAUGCAGAUGGGGAGGAGGAGGACUUUGACAUGGCGGGGGAAGACUCGUCUGAUGAGUCUGACUCUGAAGAACUGGAGGAAAAAGAAAACGUCCAGGCUGACCUGGCCAACAUCACGUGCGAGAUCGCCAUCAAGCAGAAGCUGAUAGACGAGCUGGAGAACAGCCAGCGGCGUCUGCACACGCUCAAACAGCAGUACGAGCAGAAGCUAAUGAUGCUGCAGAACAAGAUCAAAGACACACAGCUGGAGAGGGACAAGGUGCUGCACAACAUGGGUUCAGUGGAGUCGGGUACUGAGGAGAAGGCCAAGAGGAUCAAAGCUGAGUAUGAGAAGAAGCUGAGCUCCAUGAACAAAGAGCUGCAGAAGCUCCAGUCAGCUCAGAAGGAGCACGCCCGCCUGCUGAAGAACCAGUCACAGUAUGAGAAACAGCUCAAGAAGCUCCAGCAGGACGUGACCGAGAUGAAGAAGACAAAGGUGGCACUGAUGCGUCAGAUGAAGGACCAGCAGGAGAGGAACAGGGCCACAGAGUGCAGGAGAAACAGGGAGAUCGCCUCUCUGAAGAAAGACCAGCGCAGAGCCGAGCACCAACUGAAGCAGCUCGAGGCCCAGAAGAGACAACAGGAGCUGAUUCUACGCAGGAAGAACGAAGAGGUGACAGCUCUCCGGCGGCAGGUGAGGCCCGUGUCUGGGAAGGUGAGCAGGAAGGUGAGUUUACCUGAGCCUCUCCAGGAGCCGUCGCAUCGAGCCACACCGGGAAGGCUGCAGACCUCGGGAGCGUCCCAAUCCAAUGGAGCCAGGAGUUCCCCGGUGCGGAUGAGAAGCAUGUACCUCAGCAGGACAGCCAGGGCCAAAUGGCAGUCACUGGAGAGACGUGUCAGUGACAUUAUCAUGCAGAGGAUGACCAUCUCUAACAUGGAGACGGAUAUGAACCGACUACUGAAGCAACGUGAGGAGCUGACCAGGCGGAGGGAGCGAGUGUCCAGAAAGAGAGAGAAGAUGGCGGUGGACGGCGCAGACGCUGACCGCUCCCUGGCCUCCCUGAACGAGGAGCUGGAGUCCCUGAGCGCCAACAUCGACUACAUCAACGACAGCAUUGCCGACUGCCAGGCCAACAUUAUGCAGAUGGAGGAAGCCAAGGAGGAAGGAGACACGGUGGAUGUUGCUGCGGUGAUCAGCUCCUGUAAUUUAUCAGAGUCCCGUUUCCUUCUGGACCAUUUCAUGACUAUGGCCAUCAAUAAGGGUCUGCAGGCAGCUCAGAAGGACUCUCAGCUGAAGGUUAUGGAGGGCAGGCUGAAGCAGACAGAGAUUAACAGUGCCACCCAGAACCAGCUGCUGUUCCACAUGCUGAAGGAGAAAGCUGAGAUCAACCCGGAGCUGGACGCCCUGCUGGGCAGUGCUCUGCAAGAAAAUGGAGAUGACAGCAGUAGCGAUGAGUCCACCCCCAGCCCAGCCACAGAGGGCAGCACACUUGCAUCAGAUCUAAUGAAGUUAUGUGGUGAAUCCAGACCGAGGAGUAAGGCUCGCAGGAGGACCACCACCCAGAUGGAGCUGCUAUAUGCCGGCAGCGGGGAUCUAUCCUGCGAAUCCCCCACUGGAGACUUUUCGGCCCCUCUGCUGCCCCUCUCAGAGCGCCUGGAAGGGCCGGCAGACAUGCAGGGUCACGCUGUUGGUCAAACCCCUGACCGCGAGCAAACUGUUUCCCCAUCUGCGGUGUCUGCCAGGCCAGCUGGCAUAUCUGGAUCCAGGUCCCCUACAGGGACUGAGAGGAGGCAACUGGAGCGCUCGCCCCUCAACCGAAGGAAGAUGCAAGACAAAGGACCCACAGCGACACACAUCCCAGCACCUACACACACACCUCCUAUUAGCACAGCAGAAGCUAAAACUAAAGGCAGUGACUACAAAACACUGCUGGACGAGUCACCUGUAUUUGAGGGCCACAGAGGCGUGAUCAACCCUGUGACGACUCCUAAGAACAGCCGAGGCGCCAAACUUCAGUGUGUCUACGUAGCUGAGGGCCACACCAAGCCUGUUCUCUGCGUGGAUGCCACUGAUGAUCUACUCUUCACAGGAUCCAAAGACCGGACUUGUAAAGUCUGGAACUUGGUGACGGGUCAAGAGAUAAUGUCUCUAGCAGAUCAUCCCAGCAGUGUUGUCUCAGUCAGGUAUUCUUCUAGUCUCGUCUUCACUGUUUCCACUGCUUACAUCAAAGUCUGGGACAUACGAGAUUCUGCCAAGUGUAUACGCACGCUUACGUCGUCUGGCCAGGUGGGUUCAGGGGACACCUGUUCCUCUGUCAGGAGCUUAUCCAUCCCUCCGGGAGAGAGCCAGAUCAACCAGAUCACCCUCAACCCUUCUGGCUCAUUCCUUUAUGCUGCCGCUGGCAAUGCUAUCCGCAUGUGGGACCUCCGCAAGUUUGUGUCCACAGGAAAGCUGACUGGUCAUUUGGGACCUGUCAUGUGUCUGACUGUUGAUAAGUUAGAUAAUGGACAGGAUGUUGUCCUCACUGGCUCCAAAGACCAUCAUAUUAAAAUGUUUGAGGUGGCAGAAGGUUCUCAAGGCAGCAUCAGCUGCAGCCAUACGUUUGAGCCCGCUCAUCAGGACGGCGUGGAGUCCCUGGCCGUGCACGGAGACGUUUUUUACAGCGGCUCCAGAGACUAUUACAUCAAAAAGUGGGACUUAGCCACUAAACAGCUGCUAAAGCAGUCGGCCAGUGCUCAGGCUGACUGGGUUAGCGCUCUGGGCGUGGUGCCAGGCUCCCCGGUGCUGCUCAGCGGAUGCAGAGGGGGGCUGCUGCGCCUUUGGCACACCGACUCACUAGCACCCCUCGGUGAGGUCCGGGGACACGACAGUCCCAUUAAUGGCCUGGCCACCAACAGCAGCCAACUCUUCACUGCCUCAGAUGACCGCACAGUGAAAAUCUGGGAAGCCAAAGGAUCUCUGGAGGAAGGAGUCCACUGACACCUGAUCCUUGAUAAUCACACAUCAGACCUGAAUGCAAGCAUUCAGGUCAGGCCUUCAACCAAUCAAAGAGAAUCUGGCAAACUGUGAAUCAGAGCCCCAGAAGAAAAGAUCAUUAAACAACAGUGAUCAUUUACUGAUAUUUUAGGUCAAGGUGGAUCACCACAAACUCAGUGGAGCCUCAUGAGUUUCCAGUAGAGCUCCAAAGACCACAGAACAGCUGCAGUGAACAGCACCUUUCACUACUGUGACAGAACAUAAUAUAAUGAAAGUAAAGCUAUGGAUUUAUGGAUCGUGGUAAAUCGAUCCAGGAGUCUCUCUUGUGCUUUCAACAUUCCUCUCGUCAGUUCAGCGCAAGACAACAUGGAUACCUUCGUAUACAUAUAGUGAAUUAUGCUGCAGCUGCUGAGGCUUGCUUCCCUGCACCAAUUGUUGUCCAUCAAAACCGAGACUGCUAAAAAAAAAAAGUCUGUGUACCAAGACAAGUGUUUUCAAGUCCUUUGAAUCUUCUGCUCACCAGCAAUGCGAGUCUAUCCUGUGUGUAUGUGUGUGUUCACAUGAUGUUGGUGUGUUUUGUCUUCCUGUCAUUGGUCUCCAAGCCAUCUCAGGUAUGUGUGUGUGUGUGUGUUCCCUGUAACCAAGGACCAAAUAACUACUGAGGUGGUGUAUGGACUUGUUCUUCAGCUGUUACUGCCAAAAAGAGGCUUCUACAUAAAACAUGAUAUGAUCCCGUGACAAUUAACAAAUUUUCCACUUCAAAUUUCUGUAUUUCUUUUCCAGAGUUAAGUCAGUGUUCAUUAAAUCUCUAUAAAAGAUAAUGUGUAUAAUGGCUGAACAAUAUUCCUACACACUGCCAUAUAAAAGCAGAGAGCAGUAAAACCCUGCUUUAAUCUGUGAUAUAGCCUGUUGAACCCCAGGCAGAAUAGCUGUUACAUCCAGAUUAAAAUGUGUUUUUAAAAGUGUUUCCACAGCUUGGACAUUUCAGACUGAGGUUUCCUUUUUGUCAGCGGUCAGCUGGGGUUUUCUGGUUUUCGGUAUUCUCUGGUUGAUACACGAACAGCUUUGUACCCUUAAGUGGUGUUUUACUUUCCCGUGCUUUCCUGUCAGCACGCUCCCCUCUGGCUUCUCUGACCUGCAUCUCUUAGGACUCUUAGGCGCACAUUUCCUCGCUUCCAGGAUUUCGAUUCUUCAAAUGAAAAGGUUACCCACUGAGUAUUUACUUUCUCUGACCUUUGGUGGCUGUGCAGCAAUUUUUAAAAACUGAAGUACCGCUCUGGCAACAAGUGCUUUUAGGGAGCUUUUGCUGGACUCAUACAACAUGUAGUUUAACAGCUGAGCUGAAUGAGACUUUGAUGGGAGGUGGUUUCUAAUCAGAAUAAUGUGAAUGUAAAUCAUUCAUGCUGAUGCAAUCAAGCACCUUGUAACUCUUAAGUCAUGGAACAUGACUUUUGUGAAAGCUGUUCCUGAAAGAUUUGUGUGCAUGUGUGUGUUUUUCGGUCUAAAUGAUAUGAUAGGUCCUCAUUCCGUUCUGCGUGUACAGUGAUGUUCACCUCUGCUGUCUCAGCAUCAGUCUUUUGAAUUGAGUGUAAAAAAGCUACUAUUUAUUUUUUUGCUGUCGUGUCUUCCAUAUCGGAGACUUUGAACUCAUUCCCAUCUAAUUCCUCAUCAUAGACGAUGGACUGUGCAGGAAUUAUGGGAUCGAUUUCUCCAUAAUCAGAGGUGUAUUUUCAGUGCCUGUUAUAAGUCCUAAAUAGUAGGUAUCAACUAUAGAAUUGCUACCUAAUAAAUGUGGACUACCCCUCAUUAAAAUGUUCAGGUAACCAAUAUAUCAUGAACAGUCAAACAUUGAAAUUCAUUGGAAAAACACUUGCUGCUCUGGUUUGGAUACUGCAGGUAGACACUGUUAGCAAAGUCAACGGGACUAAAAUAAUUGCACUGAAAAAAAUCACUAUUGCAACAUUAAAGAAGUUUCGCCAUCUGACUCACAACCCAGUUUACACAACAGUGAAAUAAAGUAAGUUACAGAAAAUGGUUUUCGGUCCCAUUGGCUUGCAAAUUGUUAAAGAAAUUAUCCCAAAAAGAAACAAUGGGCUGUUGAGUGUUCCUAAUUCAUGAUGAAUCUUAAUGAUCCCUCUAAUUGCAGUUGUAUCUUAUUUUGAAAUGUAUCUGUAAAUCUACUCGUGUGUAAAUACUUUUUUCUUUCUGCUGA